CACAACACAAAGGCAGAGCACAGCUGAGGAAAAUGCCUAAUGUGUUAACCUCUGAUACCCACUGGAACAUCACAGAUCCCCUUCUGGGAUGGACAGCUGGGCCUUGCUCAGCCAGCUAUCUGUGUAGGAGCUAGGACAGCAAACCAAGUAUGGUGGCUCACACCUGUAAUCCCAGCACUUGGGAAGCUGAGGCAGGGGGACUGCUAUAAAUUCAACUCAGCCUGGUCUAUAUAGUGAGUUCCAGGCCAGCCGGAGCUACACAGCAAGACCUUGCCUCAAAAGGAUCCUGCUAGCAAGUGCCAUUAUUGGGCCAGGUUAGGAGGUUCUGUCAUGCCCACAAGCGUUCCAGGAAAGGCUCCAAGACUUCACGCCCCUUCCAUCAGUCAUGCCUUGACCUAGUUUCCAAUGAGAAGAUGAACUCUUGGUAGCGGGAAGGUGAUGUCCCCUCCUGGCCCUCCCAUAGUGCUCCAGAUGUUGGUGUGCAGUGAACAGUUCAACAAUACAGGGGUUGGAGCACAUAUCUGCCCCGCUCACUAAGUGAGGACAUUGAUGACUGGAGAUCCUUCCCAAGACCAGUCACGACGACUCCACAAGAAGACAGGGCUGCUCCUUAAUGGUUGUACUGAAAGAUGUGAAACUCUUAAAGGUAUAAGCAGUAUGGUUAUUUCUAUUUUACAGUAGCGUUCCUGGCCCAGUGCUCUUUCCACUGCUCUGACCCGCGGGGCAGGUCUGCCACCUGCCGUUAUGAUAGACCAGGAUCUCCAAGUGGUACCACUGCUGGGGACAGCUCCUUGCUCCCUUCCCUAUCAUCCUAUCCCCAUUCUGGGCACAGAACUUUUCCAGCUUACGCAGCGUGUGCUAACUGUGAGAGAGCAGAGAGGUGCCAGCAAGGGUCAGAUGUCUUGAGGCGGAGGAGGUGACAGAAUUCCUUUAUGGAGUUCCUCUGUUAGGUGAUGCCAAACACCCACAGAGUACCAGGAGGGGGACUUUUCGCUUCACUUUAGCCUCAAGGAGAAGCUUUGAGGGCUGCUGUAAAAGACGACAAGAUAACAGAAAUCUGGCGAAGGAGGGUCUUGGGAACCACUUUUGCUGUGGGGCGGUGCCACACGCCAGGUUGCACAAAAACUGCGGUGGGCUUCUGCCAAAACUCCAGUGAGGCAGUGACCACCCCUGGUGGCUUUGGGGGCGGAGCUUGAGGAGGGCAGAGCUCUGGGGCGGGGCGAGCUCAGCGCCUCCAGCGGGCUCCGCUGCUCCGACGGUAGUUUAAAGGCUGGAAGGCGGGCUUCUCUAAUACCAGAGUGCCAAAGAAGAACCCGCUUGGCACAGCCAUGACCGGGCGGACAAGGGGCUCUCGGCUGCUUCGCAGUCUCCUCCUCUUCGUGUUGUUCACUGCUGGCGUCGCUCCCUUCAAUUGGGAUCUCCCGGAGCCCCGCAGCCGAGCCAGCAAGAUCCGAGUGCACCCCCGGGGCAACCUCUGGGCGACCGGUCACUUCAUGGGCAAGAAAAGCCUGGAGCCCCCAAGCCUGUCGCUGGUGGGGACAGCACCUCCCAACACCCAGAGGGACCAGAGGCUGCAGCUGAGUCACGAUUGGCUCAGAAUCCUCCUGCUAAAGAAAGCUUUAGGCAUGAACCCCAGUGGCCCGGCUUCCCCAAUUCAGGAGGUUGCUGGAGCCAGUUCUGAAGAAAUGAUGCCAAUAACGGGAGGAACACAACACGGCUUAGAAUGUGUCCAUCCAGGGCAGCUGCUGAACGGACGUAGAUCCUAAGCUCAAAUGUGUUACUCCCUUACCGUGAUUUCUGGUUGGCUCACCAGGAAUGUUGACGGUGCAGACAUUAAGACUCUCCUGCUGCAUUUCUUGCUUCCCUGGUGAAGUUGCAAAUAA
This is a messenger RNA of Chionomys nivalis (European snow vole), 1883 nucleotides long. RefSeq names its product neuromedin B (gene Nmb). Lineage: Eukaryota; Metazoa; Chordata; Mammalia; Rodentia; Cricetidae. Gene Ontology annotation, molecular function: neuromedin B receptor binding; neuropeptide hormone activity. The record is from RefSeq and is a predicted model, not a curated record. The transcript is spliced from 3 exons. Gene Ontology annotation, biological process: positive regulation of hormone secretion; neuropeptide signaling pathway. The coding region runs from base 1329 to 1766 and encodes 145 amino acids. Gene Ontology annotation, cellular component: neuron projection.